Molecule: messenger RNA, 3474 nt
Organism: Pediculus humanus corporis (human body louse)
Lineage: Eukaryota; Metazoa; Arthropoda; Insecta; Psocodea; Pediculidae
Product: DNA replication helicase DNA2, putative
Exons: 2
Coding region: 1-3474 (1157 amino acids)
Biological process (GO): anaphase-promoting complex-dependent catabolic process
Cellular component (GO): anaphase-promoting complex
Molecular function (GO): 5'-3' DNA helicase activity; single-stranded DNA helicase activity
Source: RefSeq, a predicted model, not a curated record
AUGAUACGAAGAAGUCCAACGAGAAUCGAAUUAAAGAUUGAUGAUCUGCAAGAAUUUGAAAGAGUGAAGGAAAAAUUAGUGGAGAAGAAGAAAGAAGAAGAAACAAAAAAGCAGGGUGGAAAAACAAGGGAUGAAAGAAUAGGUUACUACAUUCGUCAAAAAUCGCUUAUGGAAAAUCAUAAACCUCCUCGAAAACUUAAACAGUCACAGCUCAGCGCUUUCUGGACAAAACAGACAAAUGUCAAGCGAAAUAAUUCACCUCCCCAGGAGUGUAAAAGGAAAAGAGAAAUCAACGAUGAAAAUUGUGAGUCGCCCGUCAAAAAAAUUUCAUUGGAACCUACAUUUUGCAGUCCGGAUAUAUUUGCUGAAAAUUUUGAAAACGUUUUCGAAUGUGGAUCGUCGAAUGCAGCAUCAAACAAAGAUGUCGAUAAAGAAAAUCAGUAUCAAGAUCAUUUAGACGGUAUUUUUUUCGAAGAUUUCGAAAAUAAUCCAUUUCUAAGUCCGAAAAAAGAAAAAUCUGAAAAAAACGUUUUAACGGAAAAUUGUUCGCAAUCAUCGGAUGAAAACAAUUGGUGCACGACCUUCUCCGAUUUGAAUUUCGAAAAACCCCUCAAAUGCAAAAUUUUGAAAUUUGCUGUAGUGACUGCCGGACGGUGCGAACAAGUUCUCGAGGUUGAAGAUGUCAAAUCGGGACAAAAAGGAAUUUGUCGACUGCGAGACGUUUGGACGUUUUCAUUGGUUUCCCUGCACGAUGUGGUGGUUAUACAAGCCAAACUAUCCGAUGACGGUUGGAUCGUUAACAACAAAACAGGAUACAUUAUUUUAAAUUCGGACAAUUUCGUUUCAUCCACUUCUUUGGUGAGUGCCAUGUUUUGCAUGAGGCAAGGACUUUUCAAUUAUUUUUACAAAGGAAUGGAACCCGGUUCGAAUCAGAAAAUGCUUAUCGGACGCAUGAUUCACGAAUUUUUUCAAAAAUGUUUAAAAACCCGUUCGUGCACGGACGAGAACGUCAAGGAAAUGGUGUCGGAUUUUUUAGGAUCCCACGACUACUUGCUAGAUUUCUAUUUUAGCGGCAUGAAAUCGGAGGAAAUAGAAAGAGAAAUUGAAAGUUUUGCGCCGUCCGUUCGAGAUUUUCUCGAUGUUUACAUGAAGGGGAAACGAAAACCCGUCGGUAAAAAUUUCGCAGGAGGAAUAGAAGAGAUUUUAGACAUCGAAGAACUUAUAAAAUCCCCGAAUUUAGGACUUCAAGGAAGGAUCGACGUGACGGUAAAAAUCAAAUCGAAAAACAAGGAAAGAGUUGCUCCUUUGGAAUUGAAAACCGGAAAAGCAUCGUUUUCGAACGCUCACAAAAGUCAACUGAUUCUCUACGUUUUGUUAAUGAAUGAAAUGGGAAGGGAUGUCGAGUCGGGUUUAUUAUUGUACUUAAAAGAAGGGAUAAUGGAGGAAAUCGUACCGAGCAGGGAUGAAAUUCGUAAUUUAUUACUUUUAAGAAAUCGUUUGAUCGGCUAUUACAAAACAUUAAAAAACCACGAACUUCCGGAACCCGUGAGAAACAUAUCGUCGUGCAACAAGUGUCCUUAUCUGAGGGUUUGCACGAGUUAUUUGAAAUCCGAAAAUUAUUACGAAACUCAUCCGUUGAGAGGUUUGGACACACCCGACAUAAAACCAUCGCAUUUGAAUUAUUUCAACGAAUGGAAUAAAAUGCUGUGGCUCGAAUUCGGCGACGAGUCCCAGAAAGACGCCGAAAAUGCGGAAUUAACUAAUUUAAAAUUAAAUUCUCAGGUGGAAAUUUUAGGCGAAGGUUUCAAGUGCGUGUUCGUGGGAGGAAGUGCCAUCGAGAAAUUUGAAAAAAUUCUUGCGACCGAAACUUUCGUGCACGUCAUCAAUGAUAAAAACGAAAGGGUAGGUGCGGGUAGAAUUGCGGAUUUCACGAGUACAACAAUCACGUUAACGAUUGAUAAAAAAUUAAAAGAAUCGUCGAAUGUUUACAAGGUGACGAGUUUUAAAUUUAAUUUUCUCAAUUUGCACUUGAGCAAUUUGGGAAGGUUGUUGAACGAAGAACACGAAAAUCUCAGAGAAAUCGUCAUCGAUAAAAAGGCUCCGAAAUUCGAGGAAAAAUUUAAUAAGAAAACAUUCAAAGACAACUGUUUUAAAAUAUUGAAGAAAUUAAAUAAGGAACAGCAAAAAGCCGUCGUCAAAUCGAUUUUGUGCAACGAAUAUUUAUUAAUCAAAGGUCCUCCGGGAACUGGAAAAACGGAAACAACGGCUUCGCUGGUCAAAGUAUUUUUAGCGUUGGGAAAAACCGUUUUGAUUGCCGGACACACUCAUUCAUCGGUCGAUAACAUAUUGCUGAGAUUGAGCGACGUCGAGUAUUUACGUUUGGGACCUUUGAAAUCCAUAAAGAAAAUCCUACACGACAAAUCCUUUUCGAAACUCAUAGAAAAUUGCGGGAGCGCGGAAGACGUUAGAAAAUUAUACGAUAGAAAAGUCAUAGCGUCGACUUGUCUGGGCCUAGACUCGGAUUUCAUAGCGAAAAAAAAAUUCGACGUUUGCAUAGUGGACGAAAGCAGUCAAGUUCUUCAAUCGGAAAUACUGCGACCGUUAUUUUGCUCCGACAAAUUUAUACUCGUCGGAGACGAAGAUCAACUUCCUCCCAUAGUUAGAAAUUUGGAAGCCAAAGAAUCCGGAAUGAGCGAGAGUUUGUUCGAUCGUUUGUCGAACGAAAACACGGUCGUGAAAUUAAAAUAUCAAUACAGAAUGAACAGUUGCAUAAAUUCCCUGGCAAAUUAUUUGGCCUAUGGCGGAUUGCUCGAAUGUGCAGACGAUAAAGUUGCCAACGCGACUCUAAACAUUCGAAACGAAGAAUCUUACGAUAAAUUGCAAGAAUGGAUCAGAGACGUUUUUUCACCGAACCUGGAUAAAUCCGUCGUCUUCGUGAACACGUCGAAUUAUUUUUCCCGCGGAAAAACUUUGGAAAAUAAGAAAAACGAGCGUUCGAGCGCUCUGGAAUCGAACAUAAUAAAAAAACUCAUUAAAAGUUCGUUGGAAUUUGGUACGUCGGAAACGGAUGUGGGAGUCAUAGCGCCAUUUGCAGAUCAGAUAGCAUUGUUGAAAAAAAAAUUACGAGGUUCGAAUUUGAACAACGUCGAACUCAACACGGUUGAUCAGUAUCAGGGUCGGGAUAAGGAAAUGAUAUUUUUCUCGUGCGGAAAAGAAAAUCGAUGGAACGGCAGCAGCAGCAGCAGCAGCGAAAUAUCAAAAUCUGAAUUGCUCAACGAUUUGAAACGGGUCACGGUGACGGUGACGAGAGCCAAAAGAAAACUCGUCGUCGUCGGCGAUAGGAAAACCGUGGAAAGGUACGAACCUUUUCAAAAAUUACUAAAAGGUUUAAACGACUCGGCAUUUGUUGAUUUGAUGGAAGGGCAAAAGGAUUUCUCGUGGUCGGAAUUUCACGAAGAUGGAGAAAUUUGGUAA